AUGGAGUGUGGGGGAGGAGAGGGAACAGACCUGGUGUUGGAGCCCAGUGGCCUGAAAGAAGCAGGAAGUUCGGCGGCGCGGCGGGCACCGCAGCCCCGGUCUGCGCCCCUCGCCGCCCGCCCCCGCAUCCUGCCCCGGAGUCUCCCGCGCCCAGACCCCCGCGUGACUGCAGGCUCGGCCCGCGCGGCGUGGAAGCAGCGGCGCGACUCGCUGUCCAAGGAGCCGCGGGCCCGGAGACGCCACCGGCCCGGCAAACUUGGACCGAGACCAGGACCAGGCGGGGGACCACAGGGCCUGAGGAGGAAGCUGAGGAUGAAGCUGAGCCCUCCACCGCACUGGCCCCUGUCCUGCUUCCUCGUGCUGCUGCCCUGGCCUCUGGCUAUGCCAACCUCAACGACCCCUUGGCAGUGCCCACCCGGGGAGGAGCCCGACCUGGACCUGGGGCAGGGCACAUUAUGCAGGUCCUGCCCCCUGGGCACCUUCUCAGCCUCGUGGGGCUCUAGCCCAUGCCAGUCCCACUCCCGCUGCAGCCUUCGAGGGAGGCUGGAGGCCCGGGCGGGCACAGUGACUCAAGACACACUAUGUGGAGACUGCCGGCCUGGGUGGUUUGCCCCGUCAGAGGUCCCCCGGGCUCCCUGUCGGCCAUGCUCCUGGACAGCGCUGGGUCCUCGCGGUUGUCAUGGGCGGAGAAGGCGGACCCGGCGUGGUGUGGAGGUAGCAGCAGGAGCCAGAGGCACCGGGGAGACUCGGCAGCCCGGGAACAGCACGCGGGCAGGCGGCCCCGAGGAGACAGCUGCCCCGUACGCCGUUAUUGCCAUCGUGCCCGUCUUCUGCCUCAUGGGGCUGCUGGGCAUCCUGGUGUGUAACCUGCUCAAGCGGAAGGGCUACCACUGCACUGCCAACAAGGAAGUCGGGCCCGGCCCUGGAGGUGGAGGCAGCGGGAACAACCCCGCCUACGGGGCUGAAGAUGCCAACGAGGACACCAUCGGGGUCCUGGUGCGCCUGAUCACAGAGAAGAAAGAGAACGCAGCGGCCCUGGAGGAGCUGCUGAAGGAGUAUCACAGCAAACAGCUGGUACAGACCAGCCACGGACCUGUGCCCAGGCCGCCGCCCGGACCCCCCAGCAUGCCGUACAUCUGUCCACAUCACCACCACCUCCACACCGUGCAGGGCCUGGCCUCGCUCUCUGGCCUCUGCUGCUCCCGUUGUAACCAGAAGUGGCCCGAGGUGCUGCUGUCCCCCGAGGCUGCGGCUGCCGCCGCUCCCACUAACAGACUCCUGCCCAACCCGGCCAGGGCUCCCAAGGCCGGGGCCAAGGCCGGACGCCAGGGCGAGAUCACCAUCUUGUCUGUGGGCAGGUUCCGCGUGGCCCGAAUUCCCGAGCAGCGGACAAAUUCAUGGGCCUCUGAGGUGAAGACCAUCACGGAGGUUGGGCCCUCAGUGGGUGACUUCACUGACUCCCCACAACCUGGCCUCCCCACUGAGCAGCGGGCACUACUGGGAAGUAGUGGGAGCCAUACUAAGUGGCCAAAGCCCCCAGCAGAGAAGAAGGCCGAGGAGAACCGCUACGUGGUCCGGCUAAGCGAGAGCAACCUGGUCAUCUGAGGGCGGUCUUGGCUGAGGACACUGCAGCCCUGUCCGGGGAGGUUCCGAAGGCUUCCUGGAGGAGGUGGAGCUGCAGCUGGGGCCUGCAAGGAUCAAGAAGCAAUGGCCCAGCAGACAAAACGGCAAAGGCUGGAGGUGGGAGUGUCUGCCCCAGUGAGGAGGCCGCGGCAGGCGCAGUACACAGGAGCAAGUUGAAAGCCACCCGACCCUGCCACCCAGUUCCUUCCCUGCAGGAUGCCCCUGACCCUGUGCUCUGGUCAGAUCCUAGGACCCAUAAGAUCCUCGGUACCACCAGGAGGCCAGGCCUCGAUGGGGGGAGGGGCCCUCUGCUUGGCACCCCCGGCCCCGCACCUUGGUAAUUGGCCACCUCCUGCCUUUGUCCAGGGCCCCAGAGCAGAUGUGCCUCCCCCUCCUCUUCCAGCAGGACCUGUGAAGGGAGGGGCAACAAAACGCCAUGGGCAGGGAGUCUGAAUCCCGGAUUCUAAUCCCUGGCAAGUCCCUGGGCCCACUUUUUCCGACUGUGAAGUCUCAGUGCCCAGGGCCUCUCCAGCUCCCUGCGGGCUCUGGGCUGUGUCGUGGGUGAGAGCUUACCUCCUUGCCACCCCUCCCACUAGUAGCUUUAUCUGGCCCCAUUUUUGCUGCUUCCAGGGCCUCUGCCUUCAAGGCCCCACGGGGCUGCCCAUCCAUGGCUCUGCCUACACAAGGGGCUUCAUGCAUGUGCCUGCCUCCUACCCUGCUGUUUGUAUUUAUUCAAAUCGAUACAACAGACUUGACCUGGGUGGGGCCCAGCCACCCCCAAGGUAUCCGGAGCUUUGGGGGAGGGUGUGUGACGGGCCGGAGAGGCACCUCUGCCGUAGGCGGUCUGUGUCCCUGUGGUGGUGGUGUGUCUGUCCCUUGGUGUGGGCAGUGCGGGCAGCUGCCACCCUGGCUCAGCAACCUGGUUAUUUAUGUGAGGCUGUGCAGGCACGGCCCACUGUUGUCCCAGUUCUUAUUUAUUGAAAUCGCUGUUGUCCUGUCCUUGCGUCUCCAUCCCCGUCCAUUUGUUGAAUAAAAUGGGAUAGUUGUGUCAUGAGAA
Molecule: messenger RNA, 2680 nt
Organism: Eptesicus fuscus (big brown bat)
Lineage: Eukaryota; Metazoa; Chordata; Mammalia; Chiroptera; Vespertilionidae
Gene: RELT
Product: RELT TNF receptor
Exons: 12
Coding region: 1-1605 (534 amino acids)
Biological process (GO): apoptotic process; amelogenesis
Molecular function (GO): protein binding
Source: RefSeq, a predicted model, not a curated record